This is a messenger RNA of Brassica oleracea var. oleracea, 1116 nucleotides long. RefSeq lists its product as uncharacterized. The transcript has 5 exons. The record is from RefSeq and is a predicted model, not a curated record. NCBI's taxonomy places the organism in Eukaryota, Viridiplantae, Streptophyta, Magnoliopsida, Brassicales, Brassicaceae. The coding region runs from base 175 to 966 and encodes 263 amino acids.
UGACAAAUGGUCAAGGGACACGUUUCUCUUACAGUUUGUCGUUUUCCUUGUCUCCUCAUUGCCUCUCUUUCCUCUACAUCAAAGAUCCAAAACCCAGAGAAGAGAUAAAACCCUAGUUAAAUAGCUUCUAAUUUUUAGAAAUCUCACAGAAAACUUCUAUCUCGUCGCUUAAUCAUGGUCGUCCCUCUUAGUGCUAUCCCUCCAUCUCGCGAUGGGUUUUAUGCUAUCAACAACCAGUUUCUAGCAAACGGGCCAAAAGGGUUUCAGGAGUUGAAGACGUUGGAGAACGAUGACAUGUUUAUUCGGGUGGACUUCCCCGGCGUUCCAGAAGACGCCAUGAAGGUUGUGGUUGAUGAUACCAAGAAAGCUGUGACUGUCUUCGCCCUCGCACCAAAGGAGCACAAACACGACUCCUCUCCUCGGAACUACAUCUACACUACAGGUCUCGUCUGCAAAUGCUGCGAGAUUUCAGCCGUAGCAGCACACAUGUCCGAUGGUGUUCUCCGCCUUCUCCUCUCCAAGACUCAAAUCGCAACUCAACGCCCACCUUUUCUUGUUGUCCCAGAUUCCGAACAAGUUGUGGUCAAAGAUCACGCUUGGACUGGUUCUCACAAAGUUACUUAUGGCACGGAUCCACAUGAUCCGGUGUUGACGGGUCGGGUACUGCAGCCACACCCAUGGGUGAAGCAAGGAUCUUUGAUGGCUUAUGAGUCGAAGCAGCUCCAAAACGGAUGCCUCUACGUUCGUGUAGACAUGCCAGGCGUUCCCAAAGAGAGGUUCACAGUCUCCGUCAAGAGUGGGAUGGUGAUGGUGACUGGUGACGCUCCUGCCGUUAGUCACGACUCAGGUGGCCGGUUCUACUCUGGUGAAGUGGCUAUGCUCUCCAAUCCUAUUGACAUUCCUAUUCGUCAGAUCAAAAUAAUCAGCAAGAAUGGUAUCAUCCGUUUAAUCAUCCCACCCGCUUGAUUUUGGUCAUGUUGUUUGUGGGCCCCUUCUUUUAGGAUGAUGUCGUUUAAUGAGUUAGACCAUAAGGAAUCUUUGGAUACGUUGCGGUAAAACAGACAAGAUCUUGGGUCAGAUCAAAUCAAGAAAGUUUAGUGUGCUGUUUCAAGUUCA